GUCAAGCACUAGUAAAACAAAAAUCCGAACUAGAACAACGAAUACGAGAUCUUGAUCUGGCUCAAGGCGAUGAAAUUCCUCAAGACCUUAAAGAUAAAUUAAUCGAGCUGGAAAAACAAGCUAAAAUUAUUGAUGCGACAUCAGCAAAGCUUGGUUACAAGGGUCUUUCUUCGGAUGGGGAUUUAGCUGGAUCACCUGGUCCUUCUGCCACAUCGAUGGUUGAUUCAACACCCAUAGCAACUACUUCAUCACGUCCUAGUAGACGUGAAAUAAAUAAAUCAAAAAAUCGUAAACAAGAUAUUGAAUUUGCCGCAGAAAUAGGACAGGGUCUAUUGGUGGAAGUUCGGCGUUUACAAGCGUUACUCCAAGAAAAGGAAGAAAGAAUAAAAGAACUUGAAGUGGAUAAAGCAGAAUUAGAGCGUGUAAUUGAGAUGCUUAACAAGCAACUUCGAGGAAAAGAAGAAUCGGAAGAACGGUACAAGGAAGAAAAUUGGAACCUUGAAUUAGCCAAACAAGAAUUGAGUUCACAAUUAGAUGAUCUUCAACAACAAUUAGCCAAAGCUCGUAAUGAUUAUUCAAAAAUUGAAAAGGCUCUCGCAGCUGCAACUGAUGUUAUUGAACAACUUAAAGAUAAAGAAGAAAGAUUGACAGCGGAAUAUUUUAACUUAAAAACUCGCCAUGAUCAAGAUAUGGCUAAUAAUAGAAGACAUGUUGCUGCACUUAAUCGAGAAAAAAAUGAUCUCAUGAAAAGUUUAGAUGAUUUGAAGACUCAAUUUGAUUCAUUACAAGCUGCCAGAAUCAUAAGAAAAAGAACACCGGAACCAGGUGCAGUUCAAAAUGAUGUAUACACUGACGAAUUUGGUCAACCUUUAUCAACUAGCGAUGAUACUAGUAACGGGGCCAUACCAGCAGCUUUACAAGGCAAAAACUUGAAUAUCGAAGUUGAAACUUUAAAAGCUCUAGGGGUAGCUAAUCGUAUGAUUGGUAAUCUUCGUGCAAAUAUCCAAAAAGAAAAAAGCGAAAAAUAUGAACUCAAAAAACUUCUAGCAGAUAGUCAAGAACAAAUUGAAGCGAUGAGGUAUGAAACAGAAUUUGCAGAUCCUACAGCUUUCGGCAAGAAACCUAAAAGUAAACGACCAAAGAGAUCGUCUGCAUCAAGUAAUGGAUUACCAAACAUUGACGAAAAUGAGCCAUUUAACGAUAAUGGUGAUUCACAAGAUGAGGAUGAAUAUUUUGAAGAGCAUUCUUUAGAAGAAGAUGGUGAUGAUGAUAUGGUUAUCAAUAAAGAUAAUCGUCCUUCAUCAGAUAUGUUUAAGCCUCGUGGAUGGAAACAUGACCUUUCAAGAAAGAGCAAGAAUUCAAUGCGAAGUUCUAUAAUGUCAAGUAAGAUCGAUGAGGAUAUUCUUGGUGUCGAAGAAGAAGAAUUUGAUGAAAAUGAUGAAAUAGUCGCUGCACAAAGAGCCGAAGCUCUUAAUAACUUAACUAAACUUAAUAGAAAUCCAUCUAUAUCAUCGAAAUCAUCUCGAUUGUCUACGGACCCUAAUAAAUCGAUUGAAGGUCCCGAAUUUGCUAGCGAUUCUAAAUCUAUUCGCGAUUCAAAGCAAAGAGAAUCAGUUGUACGUAUGCGUGUCAGCGAAUAUGAAGAUAUUUUAAAACAUAAAUCCGAACCUGUAAAUGAUGGUAGCUUUUUCCGUGAACGUAAAUCUGGUAGAUAUAAGAUCAUCAAUCUUGAUACUGGCGAGGAAUAUGAAGAAGAAAUUAAAGAUGAUGCUUCUUCUGUGGAUUCAUUUACAUCUGCAAAUGAGGUUAAUUUAGAUUCAAAAAGGGAAUCAGCUGCAUCCAAGAGGGAAUCGAAUUCAAAACUUGCAUCAAACCGAAGAUCUUCGAUACCAACAACUUCGAUACCAACAAAUUCGAUACCAACAACUUCAGAUGCAUUCACUGAGACAGAAACCGUUCCUCCAAAAGAAUUUAAGGAAGUGUCAGUUCAAACUGAUAACGUUCCUGAAGUGAUAAGAAGUGACUCACUUUCUACAAUUCAUACUGGCAAGUUUACAUUUGGUCGAGAUACUGUUUAUAGUAAUGCCAAUGAAUCAAAGGAUGACCCCAACGCUCGACAAUCCGUUCUUUCUGUUCCUGAAGAUAACAACAUUGAUAAACGAUUUACACUUGAUCUAAGUUCAGCAGCAUCGGGACAUCAGAAAAAUCAACGUAAUCAACAUGGAGACAAUGUUGAAGAAAGCAAUCCUCGUGGUCAUUUACAACCACAUAAUAAACUUCAUGAUCAAGCUCGUGGAUUAUUCCCCCCACCACGACCUACAGUUAAUCCUCCACAAACACUCAUGGCUCAUACACAACGUCCUAUAACUGCUAACUUCGGACAACAAGCGGGAACAUCUAAAGUUCCUCAUAAUCCAUUAAAUAUUGGUAGAAAAUCUUCCACAGAUUCACAGGAUAAUUUACCGAUAAAUAAUACUCGUUCUAUCGGAAAUGGUGUCCUUCCAAAUCAUAAACACACACUUAGUUCAGGUUCAGUGUCAAGUGUUAGUAGUGCUUCUACCUCGGCUGAAAAUAUAGGACGUUCAGACUCAUCUCAUGUUGAAGCUGGUAGCAGCACUGGACCCAUGACCGGUCCUUCUGGUACAGAUCCAAAUAUCAUUCAUGCAAUCACCCAAACAAUGAUUGGUGAAUAUCUAUAUAAAUACCACAGAAGUAAUUUUGGCGCUGGAAAACGUCAUAAGCGAUUUUUCUGGGUCCAUCCUUACACCAAAACCUUAUACUGGAGUAUUAAAGAUCCCGCAUACAUUGAAUCAGUAAAACAAGUUCCAGAUAAUAAUCCUUCACCUCCUGGUCUCCAUUAUGAAAGUUUGGUCAUUAAAACUCCUGAAAGAGAGUUGAAAUUCACGGCUUCAUCAAAAGAACGACAUGAUUAUUGGUUCCAGGCCUUAAGUUAUUUAUUACAACGACCUGAUGAGGCAGGACAAAUGGGGCAAGGGCAAAUGGGACAAGGUCAAAUGGGACAAGGUCCAACUCCAGGAAAACAUUCAAGGAAUGGUACAGAUCCUUGGGAAAAUCAAGCGAAUUUGCAAAGUCUUCACAGUACUACAUCUCCAAACGGAUCGAUAAGGGGAUCAAAUACUAGAGAGAUUAAGAAAAAGUCUAGUUUUAAUAAGAUUCAAGCAAUGUUCCGUCGAGAUGGAUCAUCGUCUUCACCACUAUCAUCAGAACUUAUAGAUGGUCAACACCAACAAUUUGGAUCUUUAAAUAAUAACAUUGAUGAUGAUGAACUUGAAGAUUUGGAGAAUGUACGGCAAUGUUGUGAUGGCCGUCAUGAUGAUUAUCGGUGGAAUUAA
Molecule: messenger RNA, 3353 nt
Organism: Funneliformis mosseae
Lineage: Eukaryota; Fungi; Glomeromycota; Glomeromycetes; Glomerales; Glomeraceae
Source: the annotation of a GenBank genome assembly